Messenger RNA from Folsomia candida, 627 nucleotides. RefSeq lists its product as uncharacterized. NCBI's taxonomy places the organism in Eukaryota, Metazoa, Arthropoda, Collembola, Entomobryomorpha, Isotomidae. The transcript is spliced from 2 exons. Bases 148 to 537 code for a protein of 129 amino acids. The record is from RefSeq and is a predicted model, not a curated record.
GUCGCUCUGCUUUCAAAGACAUAAUCGAAAUAUAUAAAAUGCACAUGUCCUUUGUAAACCCCAUUUAGUUAUUUCACUUUCUUGAGGGUGAACACGUCGAAAAAUUUCAAUGUCGUCCGAAAGCAUCAGUACCCAUGCAAGAUAAGAAUGGUGCACUACUUCUUUUGGAGUUUGCCAAUAUUGUGCUUCGUGUUUGUGGCGAUUGCCUCGUUAGCAAAGGAGACAAACGCUCUACCUUUCUCAACCACCAACUAUGAUCUCCAGACGAAAACAGAACUACUUGAGAACCAUCCAAGGGUGAAAAGGAGCCCGUUCAUCAUGGCUUUUCAAGUUACGAAGCCUCCAGGGAUGUUUCAAAUGUCACUACGAAGACCUUACAUCAUGAACAUGAUGAGCAACUUGACCCGCUCACUCUUCUCAUCCAGUUUGACGGACAUGAUUCGACGAGGUUUCGGAUCCCUCGUCUCCUCAAGUAAUGCCACAGUCGUGGAAGGAAUAAGGUCAAGACAGGAAGAUUUAGAAUUAUUUGAUAAAUGAGGAAAUUUGUACAAUUCAGUUAUUUUGAAAUUUAAUUUCUAUGAUGUAAUUUUUAUAAGAAAUAAACUAAAACUUUUUAUUAUAAAAAAA